CAGAGUUAUGCCAAGUAUGUGAGGAGCCCGCGAGGGCCCGCGCUGGCCAUGGGGAACCGCGGCAGCCUCCGCGAACGCCGCUUUCUGCCAGAGCGGGGCUCGGACCUCCCCCCGCCGCGGGAGCGAGCCUGGCUCUUGAAGCCGAGGGGAUGGCGGACCCUCUGAGGAAAACGCUGUCCAGGCUCCGGGGAAGGCGAGGGCCCCGCGCCACUGGGGGAUUGGGACUCCGGGCGGCCGCUGCAGCUACUGUAGCGGCCUCCUCCGCUGCCCAAGGAAACGCCGGGGGUGUUUCGGACGGCCCCCCACGCGAGCACGCCGGCGGAGCCCCACAGAGCUCGGAGCCGCCUGCGCCGUCGCUACAGGCGUGGGGUCCGAAGACGCGGGUCCCGGGACCGCGCCCGGAGCAGUCGGGGGCGCUCGGGCCUCGGCCGCGCGGCGGAACGGAGGCCGCCCCUCGGAGCCGCGGCCUCACUCGUGCUCCUCUGCACGCCACGCCGGGUUCCGAGGGCAGCGGAGAGGACGCAGACGAGGACGCCGCAGACUACUACGAGAACCUGCCCAGUGGCUCACAGUCCACGCUGGAGCCUGAGGGGGUGGAGGCGGAGCGGUGGCCCCCGCCUCCCCCGGCGGCGGGCUCCUCCCCGCGGGCGGAGGGCGGCCGCCUGGAGACAGGCAGGCUGCAGACCCAGUUGCGAGAAGCCUAUUAUCUGCUGAUCCAGGCUAUGCACGACCUUCCCCCAGACUCGGGCUCGCGGCGGGGCUGGGCGGAUCGCGGCUGCCCGGCGGGAGCCCGGGCUCCGGGCCAGCCGUCUUCCGGCUGCGGCGCUGCGGGCCGCCGAGCUCGCCCUAGAGACUGGGAGCGGGGAGGUGGGGGCCGCUCUUGGCAGCAGGUGUCCCCGCCCUGGUCGCCUCCGAGGGAGUCGUGGGGAGGCCGCCCACGGACUCCUCGGAUGCGUCUGUCCUGCAGCAGAAGCCUCGAGAGCCUCCGAGUAGGCGCCAAGUCCACUCCCUUCCAGCGGUGGCCGAGCGACAGCUGGCUCAGGUGCGGCGCGCGGGAGGACCUAGACGAGCCUCCGCCACGUGGAGGCGGGAUGGACGGCUGGAGCGGAGGCAGCUCCCGGGUUGCCGAGCCCUCCGGCCUCCUGAGUCCACGCUCCAAGGACCCCGUCCGUACCCUGGAGGGCACUUUCGGGGAUCCUGCGGGGUCCCCUGUGAUACGCAGCAAAGGAGACGGCCAGGAGGGGCUCCCCUUCCUCAAGCCGCCUGCGGUGACAGUCAAGAAGCUGCAGAAGUGGAUGUACAAAGGACGCCUGCUGUCCCUGGGAAUGAAGGGUCGCGCCGGUGGGACACCCCCGAAAGUCACGGGAGCGCAGGGCACCUCUCCAAAUCUGGCCGCUUUGAAAAUGUGUGAAAGCCAAGUCCUCUCGGUGCCUCCAGAUGAAAGAAUUACGCUGACAGAUUUAUUUGAAAAUGUUUAUGGCUCUACAAUGAGGAGAAAAGAACUUGAUGACUUGAAGGGUAAUAUUGGAUUCAGGGGUCCUAAGCCACUUAACAGCAUCACUGUGUCAAAGAAACGUAAUUGGCUAUAUCAGAGUACUCUGAGAUCAUUUAAUUUGGAAGAAGAAACUAAGAAAUGCCAAGAUAUAAGCCAUUUAUCCAUCUCACCUGCUUCUCUACCUAAACAUCAACUGUCGAAACCUUUCCUUAAAUCAUCCGAAGAAUAUUGUACAUAUGUGGUGUGUAAUACUACAGAUUCUUCGUUAUCAAGAAACUGUUCUUUAGACUUCAAUGAGGAAAAUGAUGCAGAUGAUGAAGGGGAAAUAUGGUACAACCCCAUUCCUGAGGAUGACGACUCUGGUAUAUCAAAUGUUUUGAGUUUGGGUGAGGCAAACUCUGCUGUUCUGAAGUUUCCUGCUGUCAGUUUGAGAGUAUUAUCCAGUAGUGACCUGAAAGCAGAGCAGCAUCCUGAAGACUUGUUUUGCUCUUCUGAACAUACAGAGAAUGUUCAGACCACACAAUCAAAUGAAAUGAAUCCUGUAGAUUCCAUCCAUUCCACGGACUUUCUGAAGCAGUACAAGCAAAAGCUUGGACACAAGAUGCCAGAUGGUGUAAUAGUGGACGGCACUCCCGUGUUGAAAUCUCCUUCUGCAGGUCCUGGGAUCCUAGUUCCUACAAAUAAACCUGAAUGGGGAGUUAUAGAACCAUCUUCUCCAAACCCUAGCCCUGUGAAAAAAGGCAGUUCAAUUAAUUGGUCUUUCCCAGAUAAAAUAAAAUCUCCACGAACUGUGAGGAAACUCUCCAUGAAAAUGAAAAGGUUGCCAGAACUUAGCCGGAAACUGAGUGUUAAAGGAAACUUGAAUUAUAUAAACAGCCCAGAUAAUACUCCUUCCUUGUCUAAAUGUAACUGUCAAGAGAUUCAUCAUACAGUUAUUCUGCCUUCUGGGAACACAACCACAGCUGCUAAGAGGAAUGUUAUAAGUCGGUACCAUCUUGAUACCAGUGUAUCUUCUCAGCACAGCUACCAGAAGAAAACCUCUAUGAGUUCUAAGUAUUCCUGCAGAGGUGGUUAUCUCAGUGAUGGAGAUUCACCUGAACUUGUAACUAAAUCUAGGAAACUUGGAUCUGAAAACAAAUUUGGAAAGGGAAAAGAAACAAUCCCAAGCAGCUGCAGCAAGAAUGAAAUUGACAUUGAUGCUUUUAGACAUUACAGUUUUUCUGAUCAACCUAAGUGUUCACAGUACAUAUCUGGGCUCAUGAGUGUGCAUUUCUAUGGUGCUGAGGAUUUAAAACCACCUCGGAUAGAUUCAAAGGAUGUUUUUUGUGCAAUUCAGGUAGAUUCAGUAAAUAAAGCAAGAACUGCUUUGCUUACAUGUCGGACAACAUUUUUAGACAUGGAUCACACUUUCAACAUAGAAAUUGAAAAUGCUCAGCAUUUGAAAUUAGUAGUAUUCAGUUGGGAACCUACUCCAAGAAAAAAUCGAGUGUGUUGUCAUGGAACUGUUGUUCUCCCCACCUUAUUCAGAGUAACAAAGACACAUCAGUUGGCUGUCAAACUUGAACCUAGAGGUCUUAUUUAUGUGAAAGUGACUCUUUUGGAACAGUGGGAGAAUUCUCUUCAUGGACUAGAUAUAAAUCGAGAACCAGUAGUGUUUGGUGUUGAUAUUCGAAAAGUUGUAGAGAAAGAAAAUACAGGAUUGAUGGUGCCACUCCUGAUACAGAAGUGUAUUACGGAAAUUGUAAAGAGAGGCUGCCAGGUAGUCGGCCUGUACCGAUUAUGUGGUUCGGCAGCAGUCAAGAAAGAACUUCGAGAGGCUUUUGAGAGGGAUAGCAAAGCUGUUGUUCUCUGUGAAAACCAAUACCCAGAUGUAAAUGUGAUAACAGGUGUUCUUAAGGAUUAUUUAAGAGAACUCCCUUCUCCUCUGAUAACAAAGCAGCUUUAUGAGGCUGUAUUAGAUGCCAUGGCAAAAAAUCCCUUGAAAAUGUCAUCAAAUGGUUGUGAGAACAAUACAAGUGACUCCAAGUACACUGUAGACCUACUGGACUGCCUGCCUGAUGUCGAGAAGGCAACCCUCAAGAUGUUGUUGGAUCAUUUGAAGUUGGUGGCUUCUUAUCAUGAAGUGAAUAAGAUGACCUGCCAGAAUUUGGCUGUGUGCUUUGGACCAGUAUUGUUAAGUCAGAAGCAAGAGACUUCCAAUCAUAACAACAGAGUCUUUACUGAUUCAGAAGAACUUGCAAGUGCUUUGGAUUUUAAAAAACAUAUUGAAGUUCUUCAUUACUUACUUCAGCUCUGGCCAGUGCAACGUAUAACUGUCAAAGAAUCAACAACAGAGCAGAAAUCCUCUCUAAAUUAUUUGAGGAAGAAGAAGGAACGACCUUACAUGUUAAAUUUGAGUGACACUAAUUCAUCAAGAGUACUAAGGCCACGGCAAGCCAGGUUAGACAGUCCGCUUAGCAAUCGUUAUGCAGGAGACUGGAGCAGCUGUGGAGAAAACUACUUUUUAAAUACAAAAGAAAAUUUAAAUGAUGUGGAUUAUGAUGAUGUCCCUUCAGAAGAUGGAGAAAAUGGAGAAAAUUGCAGCAAAAUGUAUAGACCUGAUAUAAUGAUUAAACAGCCAAUUUCCUUGUCCAAAGAGUGCACAUUUCAGACAUAUUUGACAAUGCAGACAAUUGAGUCCACAGUGGAUCGAAAAGUCAAUCUCAAAGAUCUACAAGAAAGUAUUGAUACACUGAUUGGAAAUCUGGAGCGUGAGCUCAACAAAAACAAGCUUAGUAUGAGUGUUUGAGAUUAAAGAGGUUUUUUUUUUGUUUUUUCAUAAUGUUUUAAAGUUUCAAAUCAUUCUCACAAUGAUGUUUUUAUUUUUUUAUUCUUAAAGCCUUCAAUUAAUUUCUAAUAAGUUAAUGUGACUCAAUUAAAAACACUAUUCACUAAUAUAACAUCUCACUAGAAAAUUUUACGUUGGGUAAAGAUAACUUGGACUUCUUGGAUAUAUUUUAAUAAAUCUUGCCAAUUCUGUGGAGAUAACUUUAAGUGCACUUAAAGGGUUCAGAUAAGUUAUUAGCCCCUCAAGUUUUUCUACGUUACAGGAACUGCUCCUCUGCAGCUGACACAGGUGCUCCUUUUGGAGGACCAUUGCAGCUGAGUCCGCGUGCUCUGCACCACCAUUUGAUCCCAUUCCAUUUGCAAUGCAAAUGCUGCUAUAAGAAAACCUUUUUAUAAAUAAAAGUAAAACUAUACAAAUAUUAAUGUAUUCUGUAUUAACAGUCAGUAAUUAUUGAAGCUUAUAAAAUUAAAUAUUUUUAUAAUCCUGAAAUAUGUAUAUGUUUAUAAGUUCAUAUAUGUGUACUUAUUAGAAUGGUUGCCAAAUCACAUGUAUCUUUAAAAUAUAUGUCAAGGGGCCAAAAUCAUUAGCUUAAAAAUGUCUUUUUCAGGGAGAGAACAUUUAAGUUAAAGGAGGUGCAUAGAAACACACAAACCAAAACACUAGACACAUCUGAAUACAAAUAAUAGACUUUUUUUGAUUUACAGAAAGUCACAAUAUUCCCAAUGAAAAGCCAUCUUUUAAACUGAAGUUCUCUAACUGAAAGGAUUAAGUUCCAGAUUUCUGCACUGAUGACUUAGAUUAUAAAAAUUUUCAUCUGUUUUGUGCAGUUUUAAGUUCUACUUUUUAAAAAAAAUUAAUUAUAGAUAAAACAUUUAUUGGUAAUAGAACAUUUAUAACAUUGACGUUAUAAUUACCCUCAUUUGUUUCUAAAGAAAUCUUGCCAGCAUACUAUGUUACUGAUUUUUAAAAAUUAACUUAUUUUGGCUUAGUAUAUUUACAGGGUAGUCAUUAUAGCAAUCAUAGCAGUGUUUGAAAUGUACAUUUAGAAGCCUUUUUAAAUUAAAUUGGAAUGUAUUUAAAAAAUUUUUAUGCCUACAGAAUGUAUAAUUUUAAAAUUAUAAAUAAAAUUUGAAAUACCAACUUAAAGAUGUAGCAGCCAUUAAAAAACCUGACUUCUUGAUGUUUUUCUAAAUAUUAAAGUAUUUAACUGUUUCUAUGCAAUAUACAUUAGUAAACAAAACACCUUUUUAUUUAAUUUGCUCAAUUGUUUAAAAAAGAGAUAAAUAUUUUUAUGUGAAAUUUUCAGUUUUUAAGCUUUGUAUAAUAAUUCAGAAGAAUACCAAAGAAUAUGUGACAGGUAUAUAGAUUGAGUAAACAAUCAAAAGAAAUGUACUUUAAGUAAUUUGAAGGGAGACUGUCUCAGGCUUCUUCCUUUUGUUUGCUAUAUCAUGUAUAUUGUAUUAAUUAAGUUCCAGAAAUGUAAAAUUUUAUUAAAAUAUUAUAAUCUUGGUGUCAUGCU
Molecule: messenger RNA, 5841 nt
Organism: Phyllostomus discolor (pale spear-nosed bat)
Lineage: Eukaryota; Metazoa; Chordata; Mammalia; Chiroptera; Phyllostomidae
Gene: SYDE2
Product: synapse defective Rho GTPase homolog 2
Exons: 7
Coding region: 150-4283 (1377 amino acids)
Biological process (GO): signal transduction
Source: RefSeq, a predicted model, not a curated record